Messenger RNA from Rhizophagus irregularis DAOM 181602=DAOM 197198, 659 nucleotides. RefSeq lists its product as uncharacterized. The record is from RefSeq and is a predicted model, not a curated record. Lineage: Eukaryota; Fungi; Glomeromycota; Glomeromycetes; Glomerales; Glomeraceae.
AAUAAACAGAAAGAAAAAUGGUAGCUUGCUGCUAACUUUUUUGAAUAAUUUAACCUAAUUUAACCUAGUAGGAAAAUCAUUAUAUAUAACUUUACCAUGGCCACCAAAAUUUUGUUUUUUACAGAAUCGUUACCGUAAGACAACAAAACAAACAAAACAUAACUUCUUGAAAUUUAGUACCAAUAUGAAACUUCAAAGCUUUUACCUUCCUAUUGCCAUCUUCAUCUGUGUCUGCAUAGCAUUUGUUUCGGUCACUGAUGCAUAUACUGCCUCUAUAACUAGGGAAAUGAUAGCAGGUACUAGGUGUAGACUUUGGGUAACAGAUCAAAAUAAUAAUCAAAUAGCUGGUGAUCAUCAUUACCACGACUGUGAUUCAAAUACACCAAAAAACAUGACUUUUCCUAAUACACCUAAUUAUCGGAUUCAUGCAAAAGUACAAGGAAGUACCAGGCAAACGAAAGACCGAGGUGAUUUUAAUGGAGAUGUCUGUUAUCAUAUACAUGGUGAUGUUGGUAAUUGGUGGUUUGAUCCAAGCUGUUAUUGAAUUAUUUUUCUUAAUUAUCUCUGUAAGUUGACAAUUUGUAUGUAGUAAAUAACGUAAGCACAUGACUUACUUACUCCCUUGCAUAACGUAAGUUACUUACUUAGCUAGUAUAAAU